AGGAAAUACUGUUUUGUUCCUUUUAGCAAAAUUGUGCCGUGGAUUUUCUGUUGCCACUUUAAAAAAUUCAGGCAAAAUGUGAACUCUAUUGAAAAAGGAGUCUGUCUUAUAAAGUGUAACUUUACCUUCAUGGCUCUGUAGAAAUACAACAUGAUUUAGGCCAAAAGCAUUGCAUUUUAAACAGUCGGUCACUGAACUGCAAAUUAAAGCUGCUUCUGCCAGGUUUUCGUUGCCGUUACGUAGAGUAUUUAUUUUUUUGCCCAGACAAAAGAGUAAGCAAACAGGAUGUGAUGGGAAAACCGAAACACGACCUCCUGUUUCUUUAAGAAACCAGCUUAUCAGGGGGUUUUAGUGUGUGCGGCCGAACCUGCUAGCAAGGAAAAGUUCUUUAAGAUGAUGGAUGUGCGCCGCCUCCAAUCACGGCGACGGGCCUGGCCCGCGGGGCGGGGCGUCCCGUCCUCGGCCAGUAGCCGCGCAGGAGGAGGAGCUUGCGGCCCAGGCUUGGUUGCGGCGGAGCACAGCUUCAAGUGAAGUUAAUCUGAGGGGAAGCAAACAGAAAAUUGUGCAGGUUUUGUGGGAAUGAAUCUGAAGUCUGCUGCAGUAAAACACUGAAGGCUUUAAAAUGUUUUCUUGCAUAAAACUCAAACUUUAAGUAGCUGCUUAUGAGGAUAGGGAAGGCAGGAAGCUAAUGUCUGUCUCAAGAUACAGGACAGCUGUUUGCCCAUCAGCUUCAACUGUGUGUGCAACAGAGAAACAUGGCUCAAGAAACUAAUCACAGCCAAGUGCCUAUGCUUUGUUCUACUGGCUGCGGAUUUUAUGGAAACCCUCGCACAAAUGGCAUGUGUUCAGUGUGCUAUAAAGAACAUCUCCAGAGACAGAAUAGUAGUAAUGGUAGAAUCAGCCCACCUGCGGCUUCUGUCGGCACCCUGUCCGAGUCUUUCCCGGUCCAGUGCACGGACGGCAGCGUCCCUGACGCGCAGUCACCCCUAGACUCCACAUCUGCAUCCGUGCAGCCCAGCCCUGUAUCAAAUCAGUCGCUUUUAUCCGAAUCUGUAGCAUCUUCCCAAGUGGACAGUACGUCUGUGGACAAAGCAAUCCCUGACACGGAAGACCUGCAAGGCAGCGAUCGUAGGGGAGACGCUCAGGAGGCUGGGAGCAGACUGCGCUGGAUGGGUUCUGUUCCACCAGCACGGGGACGAUGGCUUUACAGAAGGAGGACACUCGGGAAAGUGGCACGUAUUGUAGACUGUGAGCGAAAUGGGUGCUGCGGGCAGACGUGGCAGCAGUUGGUGUCCACGGCCACCGAGGAUGAAGACAGGGUGGUGAACGUACACCAUGCGUGUGUGGAGGACGGCGUGGCUUUCUGCACUGAGUGGCCCUGGCAACAAGAGUACCAAAGGUGGCCUUGAAGCCACAUUAGGAGAAAUCGUAAGGCGUGUUGAAAAUCUGUAGACUCCUUUUUUCAUGUACGAUUUCAGUGACCUUGGAGGUUAAGCCAGUAGCAGCUUCUAAGUACCUUUUAAAAACUCAGCAUUCGUUACCUUAGCGUUGCAGGAUCUCCGAGGAACCAGGUGUAAGUUUUCAUAUGAGUUUAAGAGGAUUCGUUUUCAGUACUUUAAAAACGUCUUGCCCACCCCGUUGAAUUAAGACUGUCUUCUUUUAUGAGAAACGUGUACCCGAGUGCAGGUGUCCCCCACUGUCCAAAAGUAGAGCGUUUCUGUCAAGCCUUUUGUAAACCAAAACGGGAUAAAGAAGCAAUUGCCAUUUCAUAAACACGGAAAUUCUCUUUGGGUAUCUACUGGUUAGCAAAAACAGGUCCUAACGUAGGUUUUUCGUAAAAGUGAAGGGGCAUGAAGCAGACUCGCAGAGAGCGGGGCCAGG
Neofelis nebulosa (Clouded leopard) is the source of this 1881-nucleotide messenger RNA. RefSeq names its product zinc finger AN1-type containing 6 (gene ZFAND6). NCBI's taxonomy places the organism in Eukaryota, Metazoa, Chordata, Mammalia, Carnivora, Felidae. The coding region runs from base 756 to 1409 and encodes 217 amino acids. Gene Ontology annotation, biological process: protein targeting to peroxisome. The record is from RefSeq and is a predicted model, not a curated record. The transcript is spliced from 7 exons. Gene Ontology annotation, molecular function: zinc ion binding; polyubiquitin modification-dependent protein binding; DNA binding.